AUGGGUUCCCGUGUUGUCGCAGUUGCUGGCGGUACGGGUAAGCUUGGUCGCGCUAUUGUCGAUGAGCUAGUUGCAUAUGGGGGCUACAAGAUUGAUCCGCAAACCGCAAAUAUACUUGGAGCCGAAAUUUUGGCCACCGAUUACAACGAUGUUAGCAGUGUUGUCAAGCUGCUCGAUGCCAACAACAUUGACACUGUCAUCUCCACCUUGGGCGCCACGUUCGGCACAGACUCAGAACUGGCGCUUAUUCAAGCAUCGAAGGAUUCAAGAAAGACUACACGAUACAUCCCUAGUGUCUGGGGGAUUAGCUGUUCACCAGAAGCGGCAGCUAUCCUCCCUACGAUAGGCGAAAAGAUCGGCUAUCUCGAAGUCCUCGCAACUACAUCCUUAGAAUACACUGCAGUAUCGAACGGUAUCUUUCUGGACUACUACGGGUUUCCGAAGGUGAGAUCAUAUCUGGGUAACUUACCCCGAGUAAUCGAUAUGGCUGGAAACGCUGCCGCCAUUCCUGGAUCCGGAGAUGUGCCCGUUGUGUUUACCUACAGCUUCGAUGUGGGGAGAUUUAUUGCUGCAUUGCUCUCACAGCCUAGAUGGGAGAAGGAGUCGGUCAUCAUUGGCGACAAAAUCACGUGGAAUGAGUUUCUCCAUCUAGCAGAGGGAGUGAAGGGAGUCAAAUUUGACGUCAAGCACGACUCGUUGAUGACGUUACAGGAGGGUUGUUCAACAGCAUUGCCCAGCCAGAAACACUUGUACCCACAUUUUCCGCAACAGAGGCUCGAGCGUAUGUGCGCGAUGUUUGGUGUUAUGUUUGAGAACGGAUUUUUCGAUUUCAAGAGCGAGGGAACCUUGAACGAAAGAUUUCCCGAUAUCAAUACGAAGAGUGUGAAAACCUUGCUAGAAGAGUCAUGGGCAGGCAAUUAA
Molecule: messenger RNA, 921 nt
Organism: Alternaria atra
Lineage: Eukaryota; Fungi; Ascomycota; Dothideomycetes; Pleosporales; Pleosporaceae
Exons: 3
Coding region: 1-921 (306 amino acids)
Source: RefSeq, a predicted model, not a curated record